UAAUCUAUGCCAGCAAUUAUGACAAUGUUAGCGGACCAUGCAGCUCGUCAGCUGCUGGAUUUUAAUCAGAAACUGGAUAUCAAUCUUUUGGACAAUGUGGUGAACUGCUUGUACCAUGGAGAAGGUGCACAGCAAAGAAUGGCUCAAGAAGUCUUGACUCACUUAAAAGAACAUCCUGAUGCAUGGACAAGAGUUGAUACUAUUUUGGAGUUCUCUCAGAAUAUGAAUACCAAAGUAAGCAAAUAAACUUCUAUUUAUUUGGUUUUCAUCUUUCUUCCACUCAUGAACUUUGAGGAAGGUAUCUCAUUUUUAGCCGUAGACUCUUUAUUCAAACCACGUUUUCAUUGUCUUAUUCCCAAAGGCGGAUUUAAACAGAAACUAUAAAUGGAUAAAAUAUUUAAA
This is a messenger RNA of Meleagris gallopavo (turkey), 402 nucleotides long. The record is from RefSeq and is a predicted model, not a curated record. NCBI's taxonomy places the organism in Eukaryota, Metazoa, Chordata, Aves, Galliformes, Phasianidae.